AUGGAUGAUACCAGGGAUGUAUCCGAGGAUGGUCAAACAGAUAUUGAUCAAGAGAUCAGCACCGCAGCCUCUCUCGAGGAAGACACCGAUUGGCGGGAGGAUGAUGGCAAGGAUGAUCUUGCAGAUGUCGCUGUUGAGGCAGAAGACGGGGUUGAGGCCAUUUUGGACGAGCGAGAGUAG
Molecule: messenger RNA, 180 nt
Organism: Trichophyton rubrum CBS 118892
Lineage: Eukaryota; Fungi; Ascomycota; Eurotiomycetes; Onygenales; Arthrodermataceae
Exons: 2
Coding region: 1-180 (59 amino acids)
Source: RefSeq, a predicted model, not a curated record